AUGGCCACUGCAUCCAUCCUCACUCUCAUCCUCACCCUCCUCCUCCUCCUCUCCUCCCUCCAUCCCUCUUCUGGCCAAGUGAUGGUCAGCUCCUCCUCCUCAUCCUCCUCUCUUCCAGACCCUGUCAACACUCCAUCCCUCAAACCCAGUCUGCCCUCCUCUCGUCCCAGAGGUCAGAGCGACAGGUCUGUCAGAGUGACCAACGGUGAUUGGUCCACAGAGAGAGGAGGUAGGGGCGAAGGGGGCUCUGACCUGGGACAGGGUGGGGGAGAAAUGGGCACUCCCACAACACAGACUAGAACUAUAGACCUCAGUCAAUCCCAUUCCCCCUCUCAGAAACUCAACAUUGGGUCUGCCCAAAGCCUGUCCACUUCUGUUGAGGCUAGGACAGGUACUAUGGUAACCCCAGAACCAAGUGGGAUUGCAUCUGCAAAGGGACCAUCUGCGCUCCCACCCACCAAACUCUCAGGUGCUGAGCCAGUGACAUCAGGAGGCAGGGAAUCUGAUGGACCAAUCGUACCAGAGGAUGUAGAUGAUUGGCAGACAACUGGAUCAGGAAGUGAAUUUGUCCCUACAGCGAUGGCUGUUGUGAAGAAAGAGUCACCGGUUGCCUUGACAACAUCAGAUGGAAUGGCACAGUUCCGGCCACAGGCUCAGACGGCUUUCAGCGGAGGGCCAUCAUCCAAGAAGGCCAAAGCACAGAUGACCCCGACGGUCAGCCUCACUGUCCAGCCCCGCCUAUCUGCCCUGACAACAGCCAAUAAGAUCCUCUCCACACAGUCACCUGACAUUAGAUUGACAGUCGUCCCUGUGGUGUCACAAUCAACAGUCCGUGGAGGAGCAGUGACAGGUGUAUACCUAAAGAUGAACUUAUAUGUCGUUUCAGAGGAAUAUGUUUUAACCUAGGAGGACUAAUGGAGUAGUAGACUGCCAUCCAUAACUGGAGAUUGAGUACUAUGCUAUUAUCUCUGAGUGGUUCUUUAUCAUGUUGUUAUAACUUUUGAGUAGUAUUUGAGUGACAUUUAUGUAGUUGUCAGCAGAGGGGCUGCUUCAUGUCUCUUGUGUCUUUCUUCAGGUGAUAUGACAGCUAACACUAUUACAGCCACAGACGGACCAAUAGCAGGACAGACCUCCACUGUGACAUCACCAUCUCCCAGAGCAACCACUCCUGGCUCAACCAAUCAACAGCCAAAGUCAGCGGCACCUCAAGGACCCACCCCCAGCUCAACCAAUCAACAGCCAAGUACCACAACACAAGGAGCGACCACCACAACUACAACCAAUACGACGGCAACAAAAGCAGAACCCAAAAAUACUUCAACAAGCACAACCAAUCAACCAACAAAGGCUACUGAACCAGGAAGAACUACAACAAGUACCAAGACAGGUAGAGAAAGGAGGCUUUUGGGUGUUGUAGUUCCAAGGGUGGAAAACAAUGUCCACUUUGACUGGGCCUAAGUUUCCUUUUCCUGUGAUGAUUUAGAGUUGAAUUAUUUAUGCAGCUGGAGUUUUACUGGAAGUUCCUGGAACAGGCUCAAAGGAGGGAAGAGGCAGAGACAGAGUGAGUGAGAGAGGGAUGGAAAGUGGAGGUGUGCAGGGUAGACUCAGGCAGGAAGGAGAGAAAGAUGGACAGAGAGAAGAGCAUAGAAACAAUGUAGUACACUCUUAGAAGUAAAUGUGCCUGGAACACCUUUUGGGUUGCUACACCGAUGGAACCUUUUUGUGAUGGGAUGGGUGUAAUUUUGAACAUUUGACAUAAUAUAUCAGAAGAAUGGAGGUGUGGCUUAUUGGAGGCGUGGCUUUCAGAUCAUUAUUUUUGGCCACCCAUUCGAGUAAAUGUCCUUCCUGUUCAUCAUGUUGAGUUUGUACACUGCUUAGAAAAUUAUAGAAAUGGAGUGUUUAUGCAUAUUACAUAUUCUGAUAUAAUAUUAACAUUGCUGACUACAACUAGUAACUAUUCCAACUUCGGGAUUUGACUAGGCACUUUGGGAACUCAUACACCUCUGUAAGCCUCAUUGAAGCUACAAAACUGUCAAUGUUCAACCUUAACAUGAAAAUACAACAGAACAGAUUAACAGGAAUGACAUUAACUCUAACGGUAGGCCAAAAAAGAUCUAUCGGAAAGCCACGCACCUUACUAAGCCACGCCUCCAGUCCAGCGUUCCUCCAGGAACCCUUUGCUACAUUGAAACAUUAAAGGUUCCUCCAAGAACCCCUCAACUAACCAAAGGUGCAAAUAUGAACCAUUGACUAUCAAUGGGUCCUUGAGGAUCUCCAGGGUUCAUCGAGUCACCACUAAUUCUAAGAUUGUAGAGGAAAGAACAAGAUAAAUGAUUAAAGAGUGAUGCUGAGAGUUUGAACAAUGGAAGGGGAUAAGGAGGACAUAGAAGAGUAAGGAGGUGAGUGAAAGAGAAAGUAAAACAGAAGGAGAGGUAGGGGUAUAGAAAGUACACAGGGUGAAUAAUGAAAACCAGAUGGAUGGAGAGAGUGAAGGAGGAAGGGGAGAAGUGGAGGAGAGGAAAAGCAGACAGAGAAGGAAAAAUAUGACACAUGGGGACAACAUUCGAGCAACGUUUAAACAACCCUCCAUUUGGUCUGUUAUCCCCAGGAGUGUACUGAAACUGAACGACUAUACCUCUUUACAGAACACUGAGGUUGGUUGGUUAACUAAUGACUCAUAAUAAUGAUAACAGAGAGAUGUUUAUACAGUAUGUGCUUCCAUAUGUAUUUUGUGUGUAUUGGCACGUGUUUUGGUCUCGUUAGUGUGUCGUAACGUUUGUGUGUGUGUGUGUGUGUGUGUGUGUGUGUGUGUUAGAGAGUGGGGACUUCCAAGUGCCUCCAGCUGUGAAAUUUGAGCAGCACAUCUGGGACAUGUCUGAGUCCUGCUGCUCAUGAAGAGGAGAGUGUAGUUAAGAGAAGGGAGUUACUCAAAUAUUUUGUUUAAUAGACUAGGGAGUGAGAGAAAGUGAGAGAGAGCCAGGAAGUGUAACACAUGUUGGAAGGAGCCAUCAGUCAGUGUGUCAGGUUUAUGGUGUGUUCUUCAGGGUGAGUUAAGGCUGGUUUACAGUCCGUCUAUCGACAUGUCUGUAGACAAUUGUCAUAGCGACAUCAUGAACAUUCUAUUGUCAUAUGACAUCAAACUUGUCAUUGUUGUUAUGAAAAAGCGUAAACACAAAACGACAGCCUCUGCAUGACAUCAGCAGCCCGGUGCUCCAAAUAGCAUACAUUCUCUAUUUUAUCACCAAUAAACCCAUCUGUUUAAAAAUGAAUUCAGUAAAUGUCCACCUAGUAAGCCAGGCAACUAAUCAAGCCAGGCAACUGACCAUGGUAACCCCGGCAAUGGACGUUGCGACAGUCGCAGAGACGUAAGGCCAGUUUAUACUUGGUCUAACAACAUGUCUGUAUACCUUUAGAAUGUGAUAAGUGUCGCUGGUCAAAACAACAUUUAAUUUAUACUCCGGUGGAGUGUCUGUAAACCGUCGCUGCGACUGUCAGUUUCCUUGUUGCACAGACAUGAAAAAAGUUUAAGUCUCAGCAACUGUCUGUUGUCAUGGUUACCGGACUGCCACAGCAACCAGACCAAAUCUUCCUGUGACAAGAUGAUGGAGUUCUAAAAUUCUCAGAUAAAAUGACCUACAUUUGUUUUGUCACACUGUGGCAGUAAGGUCUUUUCUGUAAGCUUGCCAUUACCUUGUAAAUAAUUAUGUGUUUGUGGGUUUAUUUUCCUGUAAUAAUAAAUAAAACGUAGUUAAAGUUAAGACGUUGUCAGCUAUACUCUGGUCAUUAUUUGAACUGGCUAGCCAGCUAGCUAGCUAGCUAACUAGCUAGCAACGAACCAACACAUUGUUUAGAAAUAGAUUUUAGUUGCCUGGCUUGCUAGGUUGACAUUUACUGAACUCAUUUUUAAACAGAUGGGUUUAUUGGUGUUAAAAUAGAGAAUGUAUGCUAUUUGGAGAACCGGACUGCUAAUGUCAUGCAGAGGCUGUCGUUUUGUGUUUAUACUUUUUCAUAAUGGCAAUGACAAGUUUGAUGUCGGACGACAAUUGUCUACAGACAUGUUGAUAGACAGACUGUAAACCAGCCUUUAAACUUUUUUCAUGUCUGUGCAACAAGGAAACUGACAGUCGCAUUCUAAUUGUCUACAGACAUGUUGUUAGACCAAGUAUAACUGGCCUUUAGGACUCAAAGAGCUCUGAGUGUUCUCUGUCAGACCUUUACUUCAGAUGAUUCUGUUCAUCAUUUCUUUACUUCUCCAAGUGUGUGUGUGUGCGUUCUUGCGUGCAUGAGCUAGUGAGCACGCACAUGUGCAUGUGUGUGCGUGUGUGUCUUUAGAGAGGGCUGGGAGAGACUGGUAGAAUGUAUGGUUACAAAUUGGGAUUAAAGUUUAACCAAACCCCAUAAAUUUCUCGUUUGGACAGUAUACAGUGCUUUCGUAAAGUAUUCAAACCUUUUUCCACAUUUUGUUACGUUACAGCCUUAUUCUAAAAUGGAUAAAAAACAAAAAAAUCCUCAUCAAUCUACACACAAUACCCCAUAAUGACAAAGCGAAACACCUCAUUUACAUAAGUAUUCAGACCCUUUGCUAUGAGACUCGAAAUGUAGCUCAGGUGCAUCCUGUUUCCAUUGAUCAUCCUUGAGAUGUUUCUACAACUUGAUUGGAGUCUACCUGUGGUAAAUUCAAUUGAUUGGACAUGAUUUGGAAAGGCACACACCUGUCAAUAUAAGGUCCCACAGUUGACACUGCAUGUCAGAGCAAAAACCAAGCCAUGAGAGCUCCGAGACAGGAUUGUGUCGAGUCACAGAUCUGGGGAAGGGUACCAAAACAUUAAUGCAGCAUUGAAGGUCCCCCAAAGGAGCUUCAACAAAGUACUGAGUAAAGGGUCUGAAUACUUAUGUAAAUGUGAUAUUUGAGUUUUUUAUUUUUAAUACAUUUGCAAACAUUUAUAAAAACCUGUUUUUGAUUUGUCAUUAUGGGGUAUGGUGUUUAGAUUGAUGAGGGGAAAAAAAACAAUUUCAUCCAUUUGAGAAAAAGGCUGUAAUGUGACAAAAUGUGGAAAAAGUCAAUGGGUCUGAAUACUUUCCGAAUGCACUGUAAGUCGUGUUAUGGUAGUCCACCCUGUCAGUGUUAUCUUAGUGUUUAAGCUCUGGUGGUUGGAGGUGAUGAAUGGAAUUGUGAACACAUGUACAUGUGUGUCAGAGAGAGAGAGAGAGUGAGCGUCAGAGAGAGAGAGAGUGAGCGAGUGUGUGAAGGGAGCGGGAACAGGCAUAUGUGAUAGAUAUUGUGACAGGUCUUUGAUAGUUUCAGUAUGUGUCGCGCUUCUUGCUCCAUUCCCACAGAUAUAUUAAAGGUGUUACACAGAAAAUGUCCAUAACAGCGGCAGCCCGCCCACGGACGUGAUAAAUAUAUAUAUUAUAUAAUUAUGUUUUAAAUACUCAUAAAAGUGCGGUAAAUGUGUACAUCUUCCUGUUUUAAAAAUAUAUUGUUUAAAACAAGCUGUUCAGUUACUUACUGCUACGCCCCUCAGUGACUGCCAGCAGCAGCAGCUCCGCCUCCGUGGGCACAUAGGCCUUGCGAACAUUGCUUGGAUUGUUUUGAAAGCUUUUUGCUAUGAGGGGGAACUGUCCUAAUGAAAUCGCAAGAUUUCAUAGCAUUAAUUCUAACAGCACAAAGUAAGUGGACCAUCCUUGGGCGUUCAAAUGUGCGUCCAUUCAGUCAGAACUUCUGGGUCUGCUCUAUUCUCCAUCCCAAUGAGUCUCUCGCACCAGAUGGCUUACUUCCGCAUGUGAGACUAGAUCUGCUCUAUCAGGUACAGAUGACGCUAAAGCAAAAAGCAAAUUGUAAUUAACUUGUAAAUAAAUAGUCAUAACAGUUAUGGGAGCCUGUGACCUUGUAAACCGGACAACUACAUCGCGGAUCUGGUAGGAAAAAAAGCAUGGCCAAUUUUGUUUCCCCACAUGUUGUUCAUAAGGUUCUACUGUAGGUGACAGGGCGACAUGUUGUGAGGACUAAAACAGCAUAAAACCGGGUGUAUCUCAAAGCAUGAUCAAAUUAAAUAGCCAGCUACAGUAAUUUUGAGACAAAUGUUGACAAAAAUGUGCAGUUUUAUAGCUAAUCUCAUUCUAUUAUACACAUUGUGCCAUGAGGCUGAGAGAAAAUGUUGCUGUUUUAAAGCAAAUUUCCUGCAAUUCUACAGAUUUUGCCAUGGGGCAGAGGAAAAUGUGCAGUUGUAUAGCUCAACUCAUGCUAUUUUGCUCAGUUUUCUCCUAUCACAGCCAUUAAACUCUGAAACUGUUUUAAAGUCACAAUUACACUGGGUGUAUUGAUACACCAUUGAUACACCAUCCAACGUAUAAUUAAUAACUUCACCAUGCUCAAAAGGAUAUUCAAUGUCUGGUUUUUUUAAGUUUACCCAUUUACCAAUAGGUGCCCUUCUUUGUGAGGCAUUGGGAAACCUCCCUGGUCUUUGUGGUUAAAUCUGUGUUUGAAAUUCAAUGAGGGACCUCAGUCGAGCAGUGAAUUUCAAACACAGAUUCAACCACAAAGACCAGGGAGGUUUUCUAAUUCAUUGCAAAGAAGGGCACCUAUUGGUAGAUGGAUACAAAUUAAAAAGUAGACAUUGAAUAUCCCUUUGAGCAUGGUGAAGUUAUUAAUUACACUUUGGAUGGUGUAUCAAUACACCUAGACACUACAAAGAUACCGGCGUCCUUCCUAACUCAGUUGCCAGAGAGGAAGGAAACCGUUCAGGGAUUUCACCAUGAGGCCAAUGGUGACUUUAAAACAGUUACAGAGUUUAAUGACUGUGAUAGGAGAAAACUGAGGAUGGAUCAACAACAUUGUAGUUAUUCCACAAUACUAACCUAAAUGACAGAGUGAAAAGAAAAAACCCUGUACAGAAUACAACUAUUCCAAAAGAUGCAUCCUGUUUGCAUUAAGGCACUAAAAUAAAACUGCAAAAAAUGUGGCCAAGAAAUGAACUUUAUGUCCUGAAUACAAAGCAUUAUGUUUAGGGCAAAUCCAACACAACACAUCACUGAGUACCACUCUUCAUAUUUUAAAGCAUGGUAGUGGCUGCAUCAUGUUAUGGGUAUGCUUGUCAUCGGCAAGGACUAGGAAGAUUUUUGGGAUAAAAAGAAACAGAAUAGAGCAGGUAAAAUCCUAGAGAAAAACCUGGUUCAGUCUGCUUUCCAACAGACACUGGGAGACAAAUUCACCUUUCAGCAGGACAAUAACCUAAAACACAAUGGCCAAAUAUAUACUGGAGUUGCAUACCAAGACGACAUUGAAUGUUCCUGAGUGGUCUAGUUACAGUUUCGACUUAAAUCAGCUUGAAAAUCUAUGGCAAGACUUGAAAAUAGCUGUCUAGCAAUGAUCAAGAUCCAACUUGACAGAGCUUGAAGAAUUUGUAAAAUAAUAAUGUGCAAAUAUUGUACAAUCCAGGUGUGCUAAGCUCUUAGAGACUUACCCAGAAAGACUAACAGCUGUAAUCGCUGUCAAAGGUGAUUCUAACAUGUAUUGACUCAGGGGUGUAAAUACUUAUCGAAAUGAGAUAUUUCUGUAUUUCAUUUUUUAUAAAUUUGCAAAAAUGUUUUGUCACUUUAAAUUAAGGCUGUAACACAACAAAAUGUGGAAUAGGUUAAGGGGUAUUAAUUCUUUCUGAAGGCACUGUGUAUGUUUUUUACAUUAUCUAAAGAUUAUGUAAAGAGAUGAUCUCAUCAAUUACAUAAUCUAGUAGUAAGCAGUGAGCUCCAAUUAAAAUACAUUCUAAAUGACUGAAGACUCAGCCCUCCUUAAUAGCUUAAUGUCACUGAGUUUGUGUGGUAUGUGCAUGUCUUCACCUCAAGAUACCUUUCAUUAAUUAAGUGUGUGUGCGUGUGCAUGUCUUCACCUGCAAGUGUGUGUGUGUGUGUGUGCAUCUGAUGUGCAAGUGUGUGUGAUGCGCACACUACUUUCUUAAAGUACAUACAGUAUGUGUUAAGGUGUGUGCAUGUGUCUGACGUACGAGUGUGUGUGAUGUGCGCAAUACUUUCGUAUAGUAGGGAUGUGUUAAUGUGUGUGCGUGCUAUCUAAUCUGUGCUCCAGUCUCUAACAGUAGAGAGGAGAAGACAGUUUGUCCAGGUCAAGUCUGUAGGCCCCAUGCUGGGCUCGCUGGGAGGUGUCUUACGUAAGAGCCGACGACUGUCAACAAACACACACUAUCUAGCUACCUGCCACACACGCACUAUCAGGGAGAACAAGAGGUGGAGAAGGGGUGCUAAUAAGAGAGAGAGAGAGAGAGAGAGAGAGAGAGAGACAGACUAUUUACUAUUUGGAGUGUUUAUGAGGGCUGUGUGGGGUUGAAAGAGGUGAACUGUUUCACAAUUACCCUUUGUGAUUUUUGCCCUCAUUGGAAAACACUGUUGAGUGUCCUUUGGCCUGGUAUGAGAAUAGAAGGUCAAAAUAUUCAACUCCCUGUGGGUUAUUUGUUGCCUUGUGGAGUAGAACCUUCUGUGCUCUCAAUACACUCUUCUCAUAGGAAAUUAGCCCCCUCUUGUGGGGUAGAUUGUCCACUGUAUGUGUCCGCUUGUUAUAGCUGGGUUCUGCUCUGUUAAAGAAAGUGUUUUUGAGUAUUAUUGUCAAUCAUUACAGAUGUUUUGGGACAGUUCAAUAUGAUGAAUUAAGAAUUUCUCUCUCUGCCUCCAGGGACGUCCCCUCUCCACAUCACCCCUACUCUACAAAUUCAAAAAAAUGACACCCACCCAGUUCAGAGGAACCACUCCAUCCCCGUGGGCCGCCCUCGCCUCCCCCCAUCCUCCUCUCCCUCCUCCUCUCCCUCCUCCUUCUCUUCCCCCAACGGCACCUCUCUCCUGUGGGAUGACCUGAGCAGGACGCUGGCCUUCGCCUGGGGGCUCCACGUCUACGGCACGGCUAUCCUCUUCCUGCUCUUCCUGGCUGGAGCCGCCCUGGGUCUGGUUCUAGCCCCCAGCAUGCACUGCCCUCACCGUGGUGCGCUGGUCCUGGCCAACGCCCUCCUUCUCCUGGUGGGCGCAGCCAGGGCAGCUCUGUUCCUGAUUGACCCAUACGGAACAAGGAAGAUUCUUCCCCGGCCUGCAGUGACUGCUCUUUAUAACCUCCCUCUGCCGUUACUGGUAUGGGCUCAGGCUGCACUGGCGCUGCUCGCCAUGAAGGAGGCAGGUGUGAGUCUGCUGCCCUCUGCUCUUGAGCACCCUCCUCUGUUGGCUGUGUUGGCUGUAAUACAGUGCACCCUGCUGCUGGCUGCUGACCUUCUCUCCCCAGCCCUGUCCCCAGCUGUGCCUGUCACCCUGCAGUCCCUGUCUCUCUGCUGGGGCCUGGCACUCUGUCUGGGCUUCCUGUGCUACGUCUUCCCCCACCUCCACCACCUGCCUGCCCAGCCACCCAUCCCAGAGGAGGAGAGGGCAGUUAAAGCCUGGCCGGGGGGUAGGAGGGCAGGGUCAGUGCUGGGUCGUGUGCUGGUGUUGUGUGCCCUCCUAGGGGCAUUGUGCUGUGGACUCCACAUCUACGCCACCCUGUGGCUCUACGGGAUGUUGGGGGACUGGAGGCGCUUCUGCUGGGACUGGUGGCUGGUUCACUUCUGGGCCCGGCUGUUGGAGCUGGCCUGGGCCUUUUCUCUCAUCCUCUUGGGCUCCUGGGUGUUCUGGAGGCCCCGGGGGGCCCAAGGGAGAGGAGAGGAGGGAGCAGCGGAGAGCAGGGCGGGAGGAGAUCUCCCCUCACCUGGACAGUCAUCUGGGUCGACUCAUAAACACACCUGCUGGUCCAAGAUAGUCCAGAGCCUGACAGGGAAGCCCUGUGGGAAGUUAGAGAGUAACGGAGUGGGAGGAGUAGUAGUAGGAGGGGGCGGGGCGGAGGAACUGCCUAAUAACUGGGCGGGGCAGGAGCGCUCGGGGGCCGACAUCAGCAAGAGUCUGAUCAGAAACCAGAACCUUGAGGCUCCACCCUCACAGCCACGCGGCGUCAAGGACAGCAACCGUGGACGCAACCAGAGAGGCAGGUCUGCAGAAAGGGGGGUGUCGGAUGGGUCCACAGGAUCUCUGCUGCAGGCGUUAGGCCGCCCCCCACUGCACAUGCUUAGCGGCAGCCUGGAGCAGGAGAAGGAGUCAGGGGUGUCUCUGUAUGAGUUUGACCUGCGACCCCCCUCCCCCAUCGACCUGAGCCGCAGCAUCGAUGAGGCCCUGCAUCGAAAGCACAUCCUUCAUGGGGGCAGCCUGUUUCAGCCCCUUUGCGCCCCCUCACCCACUCCCUCCCCGGGCUCAGCUGUCAGUCAGGGGGGCCCCUGGCUCCGCAGGAACAGCGACCCCCAGAUCUCUGACAGCAGUGAAGAUCGCUCAGCCUGUACAGAGUCCUCCGUGCCACUGGGGGGCAGUGUGCUCAGCAGUGUUCCCAGCAGGCAGGUCACUGCUCCCCCCACGCCCUCUCACCAGGGGCACUGCUGGGCCGGGGACGGGGGUGCCAGUGUCCCCUCCUCAAUGUCCUGUCCCGUCUCCCUGCGCCCCUCCAGAACCUCCAAGGGGCAUAUUGGGGAAGACGGGGGAGACGACACAAGGCCCUUCCUCACCCCAGACUCUGAGACCCAGAGGGGGUGGGCAGGGAGGAAGGGAGCGGGAGGGAAGAGCUACAUGGAGGUCAGCAGGAAGGACGACUUAGCCAGCGUCAGCAGUGAGAUUAUUGACCUCUGA
This is a messenger RNA of Coregonus sp. 'balchen', 10692 nucleotides long. Lineage: Eukaryota; Metazoa; Chordata; Actinopteri; Salmoniformes; Salmonidae. The record is from the annotation of a GenBank genome assembly.